AUGAGGUGGGCAGACAGUAUGUUCAAAAACUCUGAGAUUGGCAGCAUGACAAAAAUAAAAUCCAAGCCAGAUGCAAAAAAUGGUGCAGGCUACGAGCUCCUCGCCGACGGAUACACCCGGCACCGGAACCUGGAUGCCGACCUGAGGGUGCGGGACAGGACCCCCCCACACCUUCUGUACUCGGACCGAGAGCGGACCUUUUUGGAAGGGGACUGGACCACCCUCAGUAAAAGUUCCGACCGCAGAAACAGCCUGGAGGGCUACAGCCGCUCGGUGCGCAGCCGGAGUGGUGAGCGCUGGGGGGGAGACGGGGAGCGGGGAAUGCCCAAGCCCUGGGAAGAGAGGCGCAAGCGGAGGAGCCUUUCCAGUGACCGGGGGAGGACCACGCAUUCCCCUUAUGAGGAACGGAGCAGGACCAAGGGUGGGGGACAGCUGUCUGAGCGAGGCUCGGACCGCACCCCGGAGCGCAGCCGCAAGGAGAAUCACUCCGGUGAAGGGACCAAGGAGUCGGGCAGCAACUCUCUCAGUAACAGCCGACAUGGUGCUGAGGACAGGGGCCACCAUCACCACCACCAUGAGGCUCCAGACUCUUCCCACGGGAAGAAGACGAGGGAGAAUGAGCGCAAUCAUCGGACCACUGAGGCGGAGCCCAAGGCUCUCGAAGAGCCAAAAUAUGAGACCAAAAAGCUAAAGACUCUUUCAGAGUAUGCUCAGACACUGCAGCUGGGCUGGAAUGGGCUUCUAGUGUUGAAAAACAGCUGCUUCCCAACAACUAUGCACAUCCUAGAGGGGGACCAGGGAGUAAUCAGCGGUCUCCUCAAAGACCAUUCUUCUGGCAGCAAACUGACCCAGCUGAAGAUUGCCCAGCGCCUUCGCCUGGACCAGCCCAAGCUGGAUGAGGUCACACGCCGCAUCAAGCAGGGGAGCCCUAAUGGUUAUGCAGUGCUCCUAGCCACUCAGGCAAGCGCCAGUGGGCCUGGCACUGAGGGAAUGCCCGCGGUGGAGCCAGGCCUCCAGAGGAGGCUUCUCAGGAACCUGGUCUCCUACUUGAAACAGAAGCAGGCUGCGGGGGUGAUCAGCCUGCCGGUGGGCGGCUCCAAGGGCAGAGACAGCACUGGCAUGCUCUAUGCCUUCCCGCCCUGCGACUUUUCACAGCAGUACCUCCAGUCCGCACUGAGGACAUUGGGCAAGUUAGAGGAGGAACACAUGGUGAUAGUUAUAGUAAGGGACACUGCCUAGCCCACACCUGUCUUUUCCAGCUCUGUGUUUGUGUCACAAAAGCAAUUAAUUUUAAAAAUCUGAUCCCUUCUCUACCCUACUCCCUUGGUUUGAAUUCCCUCAAUGAGUUGUUUCGGUUCCUUCGGUGGGUAAUGUCCAUCACUACAACUAAGUUUUUAGCUUAGAGGGGAUUUUUUUUUUUAUGUAAGAAGGGACUCCUGUUACGUUGACUUCUAGUGUAUGAGAUACUGUCUGCUGUAUUCUGUAUUUUUUUAUUUUUUGACUAACUGUAUGGAAAGUUGUCAGUAAAGCCUUUG
This is a messenger RNA of Jaculus jaculus (lesser Egyptian jerboa), 1535 nucleotides long. Its product is annotated as putative RNA-binding protein 15B. The transcript has 2 exons. The record is from RefSeq and is a predicted model, not a curated record. The coding region runs from base 1 to 1239 and encodes 412 amino acids. Lineage: Eukaryota; Metazoa; Chordata; Mammalia; Rodentia; Dipodidae.